AUGGCGCUGAAGGUGAGGAAGGAAGCUCCUGCCUCUUCCAAAACGGAAGCCAAAGCAAAGGCUUUAAAAGCCAAGGAGGCCGCGCUGAAAGGCGUCCACAGCCACAAAAAAGAAGAUCCGCACGUCACCCACCUCCCGGCGGCCCAAGACCCUGAGACUAAGAAGGCAGCCCAAUACCCUGGGAAGAGCGCCCCCAGGAGACACAAGCUGGACCAUCAUGCCAUCAUCACGUUCCCCUGGACCACAGAGUCUGCCGUGAAGAUCGAAGAUAACAACACACCUGUGUUCCUCGUGGAUGUCAAAUCCAACAAACACCAGAUCAGGCAGGCUGUGAAAAAGCUCUAUGACAUUGACGUAGCCAAGGCUUGGAAGAAUAGAGCAUUUUUUCUGUUAGCAGCUCAAUUAUAUUUGAGUAUUAUUCACAUAAUUAUCUCUUGAUCAACAGGUCCUUCAACUGGAGAUGCCACCCUGAGGAGAAGAAUCAAUCCCUGGGAAUUUGAAGUCUUCUUCGACCCCAGGGAACUCCGUAAAGAGACCUGCCUCCUCUACGAAGUCAAGUGGGGCGCGAGCCACAGGAGUUGGCGAAGCUCAGGCCAGAACACCACCAAGCACGCCGAAGUCAACUUUAUAGAAAAAUUUACCUCCGAGAGAAACCUUUGCCCCUCUGUCAGCUGCUCCAUCACCUGGUUCAUGUCUUGGAGUCCCUGCUGGGCAUGCUGCAAGGCCAUUGGAGAGUUUUUGAGGCAACACCCCAAUGUCACUCUUGUUAUUUAUGUAGCACGACUUUUCCAACACACGGAUCAGUGUAACCGGCAAGGCCUUAGGGACCUCGUCGUCACUUGUGGCGUCACGAUCCAGAUUAUGAGUGUCCCAGAGUAUGAUUACUGCUGGCGAAAUUUUGUUAACUACCCACCUGGAGAAGAAGCUCACUGGCCAAGAUACCCACCUCUGUGGAUGCAGCUGUAUGCACUGGAACUCCACUGCAUAAUUCUAAGUCUUCCACCCUGCUUAAAGAUUUCAAGAAGAUAUCGGCAUCAGCAGACAUUUUUCCGCCUUCAUCUUAAAAACUGCCAUUAUCAAAUGAUCCCACCCCACAGCCUUUUAGCUACUGCGUUGAUACCACCUUCUGUGACUCAGUGA
Echinops telfairi (small Madagascar hedgehog) is the source of this 1140-nucleotide messenger RNA. It is a transcript of the gene APOBEC1, whose product is annotated as apolipoprotein B mRNA editing enzyme catalytic subunit 1. Gene Ontology annotation, molecular function: RNA binding; zinc ion binding; structural constituent of ribosome. Gene Ontology annotation, cellular component: ribosome; nucleus; cytoplasm. The transcript has 5 exons. NCBI's taxonomy places the organism in Eukaryota, Metazoa, Chordata, Mammalia, Afrosoricida, Tenrecidae. Gene Ontology annotation, biological process: translation; cytidine to uridine editing. The record is from RefSeq and is a predicted model, not a curated record.